UCUGAGGGGGUCCACCCCCACCGCCCCACUUCCUGUUUGAGUCUCGACAGUCACGUGACCGACCGGAGGCUCCACCCACCGCCCGUCCGCCGCACAUUCUACUGCUUCGACGUCCACCAUGUUGUGCUGACAUCACCAAACCCCGUCCCUCCUCCCUCCCUCUCUCUCUCCUUCAAAAUGGACCAUACCGAUUGGCUGUCGUCAUGGCGGCGGCCGCUGGUGCUGCUCGUGCUCAUGUCCUGUUUCUUGAGGGCGUCGGCCUCAAACCCGACCACGCCCUUCCCCAAAGAUCUGGAGCCAAUCAGCACGGUCACCUGGGAGCAGUCCUACCAGUACCCGGGCUUCCAGGGCUUACUCCAGGACAACGACACCCUCAGACUGGGCCUGGACUUCCAGAGGAUGUUACGAAUCAACCACAUGCUGUACAUCGCCGCCAGGGAUCACGUUUUCGCUGUGAAUCUGACGACGGCUGUGGACGACUUCGUGCCUCGGCUGAACCUGACGUGGAGAUCCAAGGACGUCAGUAAAUGUACGGUUCGAGGCAAGAACAGCGACGAGUGCUACAACUACGUCAAAGUGUUGGUUCCUCGAAACGACGAAACGUUGUUUGCUUGCGGAACGAACGCCUUCAACCCGACCUGCAGAAACUACAAGAUGACCACGCUGGAACAGGUCGGGGAGGAGGUGGUGGGUCAGGCCCGGUGUCCCUUUGAGUCCGGUCAGUCCAACGUUGGCCUGUUUGCCGGAGGAGACUUCUACUCCGCCACCAUGACCGACUUCUUGGCCAGCGACGCCGUCAUCUACAGGAGUCUGGGCGAAGGUCGGCCCGUUCUGAGGACCGUCAAAUACGACUCCAAGUGGCUCCGAGAACCUCACUUCCUUCACGCCAUCGAUUAUGGAAACUACGUCUACUUCUUCCUCAGUGAGAUCGCGGUGGAGUACACGGCUCUGGGAAAGGUGGUGUUUUCUCGAGUGGCUCGGGUCUGUAAGAACGAUAACGGCGGUUCUCCUCGAGUCCUGGACAGAUACUGGACCUCCUUCCUAAAGGCUCGGUUAAACUGUUCAGUUCCUGGAGACUCCUUCUUCUACUUUGACGUCCUCCAGUCUCUCACUAACGUCCUGCAGAUCAACCAGAGGCCGGCGGUGGUGGGCGUGUUCACCACACAGGCCAACAGUAUUCCCGGGUCGGCCGUUUGUGCGUUUUACAUGGACGACAUCGAAAAAGUCUUUAACGGGAAGUUUAAGGAGCAGCGGACCAGCGACUCGUCCUGGACUCCGGUUCCAGACGAGCAGGUUCCCAGACCCAGGUGA
Molecule: messenger RNA, 1311 nt
Organism: Sphaeramia orbicularis (orbiculate cardinalfish)
Lineage: Eukaryota; Metazoa; Chordata; Actinopteri; Kurtiformes; Apogonidae
Product: semaphorin-6D-like
Exons: 12
Coding region: 178-1311 (377 amino acids)
Biological process (GO): semaphorin-plexin signaling pathway; neural crest cell migration; axon guidance
Cellular component (GO): plasma membrane
Molecular function (GO): semaphorin receptor binding; chemorepellent activity
Source: RefSeq, a predicted model, not a curated record